Molecule: messenger RNA, 883 nt
Organism: Pollicipes pollicipes
Lineage: Eukaryota; Metazoa; Arthropoda; Thecostraca; Pollicipedomorpha; Pollicipedidae
Product: exportin-1-like
Exons: 2
Coding region: 35-394 (119 amino acids)
Molecular function (GO): nuclear export signal receptor activity
Source: RefSeq, a predicted model, not a curated record
CUGACGCCGGCUCGUCUGGGCGCAGGUGACGACGAUGCUGAACAGCGCGGUGCCGGCCGCCGGCGACGCGCAGGCCGUCACGGCCGCCAACAUCGUGUUCGUCAAGGAGUUCGUCGCCAACCUGCUGAAGGCCGGCUUCCCGCACUUCACCGACAACCAGAUCAAGAUCACCGUCCAGGGGCUGUUCGAUCUCAAUCAGGACCUGAGCGCGUUUAAGGAGCACAUCCGUGACUUCCUCGUCCAGAUCAAGGAGUUCACCGGCGACGACGCCGACCUGUACCUGGACGACAGGGAGGCGGCGCUGCGGCGAGCGCACGAGGAGAAGCGCAAGCAGCAGGCGGCCGUGCCGGGCAUCCUCAACCCGCACGAGGUCGGCGAGGAGAUGCAAGACUGAGCCGCCGCCGCCGCCGCAGCCGUCCGCGGUCGGUCGCCUAACUUAAUACGUGUGUCGGACGAGUGAGAGGUCUCAUUGCACGCGCGGCCGCCACCCGCGCGGGGUCUACCGUGUCGUUCCAGACAUGCCCCGGCGGCCCGGCCACUCUGUGAUUUUACACUAGUGGAUUAUUUCAGCGUCGCUUUGUUAGGUAUUUUUAGGAUUCAUCUUUCCAGUGUGCGUGCGGCCCAGAGGUGUAGCUUGUUGCGUUGUCGUUGUCGGGGGCGCACCGCGCCGCUGUCCGCCGCCUGCCUGCCCGCCUGUCUGUCUGUCCGUCUGUCCGGCUGUCUGUCUGUGCGUGAGGCUGGCGGCGCGGCCGUCGGCUGGGCCGCGCCUCCCGGCCCCCCAAAGAUACGUGUCCCAUAUGUUUUCUUUCACCGGGUCUCGGACCGGAGAGGCGUCUUCACCCUAAAUAAUAGGUUUUGUACAAAAUAAAUAGCUGUCACCUGA